Sugiyamaella lignohabitans is the source of this 1662-nucleotide messenger RNA. It is a transcript of the gene GAD1, whose product is annotated as glutamate decarboxylase GAD1. The coding region runs from base 1 to 1662 and encodes 553 amino acids. Gene Ontology annotation, cellular component: cytosol. Gene Ontology annotation, molecular function: pyridoxal phosphate binding; glutamate decarboxylase activity. Gene Ontology annotation, biological process: L-glutamate catabolic process. The transcript has a single exon. The record is from RefSeq and is a predicted model, not a curated record. NCBI's taxonomy places the organism in Eukaryota, Fungi, Ascomycota, Dipodascomycetes, Dipodascales, Trichomonascaceae.
AUGUCUCUCUCUGACGACGUCAACGCUGAAACCUUGCUGGCCAAGCUUCAGAAAACCACUCCUGAUUCGGCCGUUGGUCUGCGUGCUGGAAACCAGAACACCACCGAAGGUUCACACGACUUGGCUCGUUAUAUCCAUGAGCCCAUUCCCAAGUUCCGUAUGCAAGAGGCUGCAAUUGACAAGCGCAUUGUUGCGUCUGUCAUCCGUUCUGAACUUGAUUUGGACGGUAUCCCUUCACUCAACUUGGCUUCCUUUGUCAACACCUUCAUUGAAGAGCCUGCUUUGAGUUUGCUCGCUGACAAUAUUGGCAAGAACUUGGCUGAUGGUGACGAGUACCCUGCUUUGCAAACCAUUCACCAAAGAUGUGUUGCUAUCUUGUCCAACCUCUGGAACGUCCCCAAGGGCGAAUUGGGUGUUGGUACUGCCACUACUGGUUCUUCUGAAGCUAUUCACUUGGGAGGUUUGGCCAUGAAGAGACGUUGGGAAGCUGCUCAAAGGGCUAAAGGAAGAGAUAUUAAAGGCGUCACUCCUAACAUCAUCAUGGGAUCCAAUGCCCAAGUUGCUUUGGAGAAGUUUGCCCGUUACUUUGACGUCACUGCCAGAUUGUUACCAGUUGAUGCUGAAAACUCGUACGGAUUCAAUCCUCAGGACUUGAAAAAAACUGUUGAUGAAAAUACCAUUGGUGUUUUUGUGAUUGCCGGUUCUACUUAUACUGGACACUACCAAGACGUCGAAGCUGUUUCUGAUGUUCUUGAUGAGAUUGAGAAGGAGACUGGUAUUUCUGUUGAUAUACAUGUCGAUGGUGCCAGUGGUGCUCUUGUUGCUCCUUUUGUGACUCCCAGUCUCAAGUUCGAUUUCCGUAUUGAUCGUGUCAAGUCCAUCAAUACCAGUGGCCACAAGUUCGGUCUUGUCACUGUAGGAUUGGGCUGGAUCAUCUGGAGAGAUCGUAAGUACCUCCCUGAAGAGCUCUUGUUUACUCUCCACUAUUUGGGAGGAAGUGAAGACACCUACACUCUUAACUUCUCGAGACCUGGUUUCCCCGUCAUUCACCAGUACUACAACUUUGUCAGUCUCGGACUCGAGGGCUACAGAAACCUGCACAGUGCUUCGCUCGCCAACGCCCGUUUGUUUGCCACUUUCCUUGAGGCCACUGGAUACUUUGAGGUUUUGAGUGAUAUCCACAGACCCAAGGGUGUACACAGUUACACUGGAAAGCCCUCGGAUAUCACCAACCAGGACCCCGAAUUCUACAAUCCCGGUCUUCCCGUUGUGUCAUUCCGUUUCUCCAAGAGUUUCAGAGAACAGUAUCCCAUGAUCCCCCAACAAGCUGUCUCGACUCUUCUGCGUGUUCGAGGCUACAUCAUCCCCAACUACCCCAUGCCAGCCGACCUCGAGGACAUCGAAGUGCUCCGAGUGGUGGUUCGAGCCUCGCUCUCGGUCGACAUCCUCGAUAUGCUCAUGGAACACAUCGUGGCCACCGUGCAAAAACUCACCUCGUCGGUCAAGGACCACUACACCGCCGAAACCGAGUCCGACAAGCUCUACAAGACCCUGCUGGCCCUUACCACGUCGAAUCCACUCGACUCGGAACACCCUCAAUACUGGGACUUCCAGGAGGAGACCGGCACCCGAAGCGGCCACUCUCACGGUACCAAGUGUUAA